Messenger RNA from Puntigrus tetrazona (Sumatra barb), 605 nucleotides. RefSeq names its product lens epithelial protein. The coding region runs from base 407 to 598 and encodes 63 amino acids. The record is from RefSeq and is a predicted model, not a curated record. The transcript has a single exon. Gene Ontology annotation, biological process: multicellular organism development. NCBI's taxonomy places the organism in Eukaryota, Metazoa, Chordata, Actinopteri, Cypriniformes, Cyprinidae.
GCUGUAUUAUAUCAAUACAGAAGAAAUGACAAAGAGUAUAUUUGUUUGUGCACUGAAUAUUUUGACAGUCAUUCAGGUCCUUUCACUGCACAGUAGAGGAAUUAGAGAUGAACAAUAGGUAGAUGAGAGAUGUUGUGAGGCCAUUGUGCAAUAGGAGGUGAACAGUUAGCUGGCAUUUUCCAGAGCUGAAUAAAACCCGUUUCACAGAGGGCACUGGGUCCGUGUAUCCCACAACACACAGGAGUCAGUUCGCUCCAGGGUUUCAUCUGAAGAGGCGUUACGGUCGAAGGAAAAAGUGGAGACCCACAACUCGCAGCGGCAAACAAGGACCUGGCCUGCUCUUCUCCAGUUCCUCCCUUCGAGUAUUGCUCGCGCUCUCCAGUCGACCGUGGAGCGGUGGCGAGAGAUGCACCCACAGCGUCCGCUGCCCCAGGCCAUGCCCUCCUCGCUGGGCCAGAACCUGAGGGAUGCAGCUCUGAGGAUGGGACAUGGCAAGAACCUGCUGGGAGGGAAUGUGGCUUAUGGAGUCAUCCAGUCUCUUAAAGAGUGCCUCUACUUUCUACUCUGCUGCUGGUGCAUCAAAGAGAUCCUGGACUAAAAAAAAA